Molecule: messenger RNA, 738 nt
Organism: Amphibalanus amphitrite
Lineage: Eukaryota; Metazoa; Arthropoda; Thecostraca; Balanomorpha; Balanidae
Product: ATP-dependent DNA helicase PIF4-like
Exons: 2
Coding region: 1-738 (245 amino acids)
Biological process (GO): DNA repair; telomere maintenance
Molecular function (GO): DNA helicase activity
Source: RefSeq, a predicted model, not a curated record
AUGGGAGAAGACAUCGCCCACGGCCACCCCGAGCUGCCGCCGGAGACGGUUACGUGUAUGGUCCUGCUGCGCAUCAGCGACUCCAUCCAGCAGACCGGCAAGACGCUGGAAGACUUCGGCCUGCCGCCCCGGCUGCCUGGCCUGCUACCAGCUCAGCGCCAGGCGGUCGACACGGUGCUGGCCGUGGUCGACGACCAGGAGCCGCUCGCCCUAUUCUUGGAGGCGCCAGGUGGCACUGGGAAAACGUUCACCUUUAACCUGCUCCUCUCUGCAGUGCGAGCCAAGGGCCUGGUUGCACUCGCCGUCGAAUUCAGUGGCAUGGCCACCAUGAUGCUAGACAGCAGGAGGACAUUUCACUCCCGCUUCAAAGCUCCUCUGCGACCGGACGACACCGCCAUCUUUAACAUCCCCGCCCAGAGCGAGCUCGCCCAGCUGAUCCGGCUAGCGCGCCUCAUCGUGAUGGAUGAGACUCCGAUGGCGCACCGGCACCACAUCGAGGGCCUCGACCGGACGCUGCGUGACCUGACGGGGUCCGAUCAGCUGUUCGGCGGCAAGGUGGUGGUGCUGGGCGGCGACUUCCGGCAGGUCCUCCCAGUCGUCCGGCACGCCAACCAGGCAGGCAUCGUGGACGCCAGUCUCCGCCGCUCGCCGCUGUGGCGUCAAUUCCGAGUGCACCGGCUGCGGGAAAAUAUGCGCGCCAGACUGGCCACGCAAAACCCCGGCCGGGCCCGAAGUUGA